This is a messenger RNA of Aspergillus tanneri, 1056 nucleotides long. Its product is annotated as sterol desaturase family protein. The record is from RefSeq and is a predicted model, not a curated record. The transcript has a single exon. The coding region runs from base 1 to 1056 and encodes 351 amino acids. Gene Ontology annotation, biological process: ergosterol biosynthetic process. Gene Ontology annotation, molecular function: iron ion binding; C-4 methylsterol oxidase activity. Lineage: Eukaryota; Fungi; Ascomycota; Eurotiomycetes; Eurotiales; Aspergillaceae.
AUGUCUACUUCUUUGCGCAAUCCCAAAGACUCGAUGAAGUCCACCUGGAAUCAACAGGAUCGGGGCCAGUGGACCACGGCGCACUGGAUGCUCAAGUUGCUGGGCCUUGACUCUCCCUCCUCGGAUAAGGACAAGAGUACUCCCGUUCAUGAGAAGUCAGACAAGGUACCAUAUGCUCCAGAAUUGCAGUUCCAUAUAUGGGUUCUUAUCCACGCCUUGGUUCCGCUUUCGAUUCACUAUGCCUAUAUCGCCUACUUUGGUCGGAAUAUGUCUGCGUUCGGCGCCUUUUUCUUCUACAGCUUCGCCUUUAAGGCAAUUGCCAUCCACCAGCUCCAUGUUCUUCGCCGUCUGGGCAACGUAUACGGUUUCUUUGACGGUGACAAGCACGAGCGGGACGGUGUUCCUGAUAUUGGGGUUAGGAAAGUUGUCAACUCCCUUCUUUCUGUUGCCACAUUUCGCCCGAUGAUGACAGUAUUUGUGGCUUAUCAGAUUAAUGAAGGCCCGACAACAAUCAACUGGCUAUGGCUACCACUCACAAUUGGCAUAUACGGCCUGAUUCUUGAUUUUUGGUUUUACUGGUAUCACCGUAUUAUGCACGAUACAGAUAGUCUCUGGCAGUAUCACCGAACCCACCAUCUGACCAAGCACCCAAAUCCCUUGCUGACGAUAUACGCGGACUCGGUACAAGAAGUGUUCGAUAUUGUUGGAAUUCCAAUGAUGGCAUACAUCAGCAUGAAGCUCGUAGGCUUUCCUUUCAGCUUCUACGAUUGGUGGAUCAGCCAGCAGUACGUUGUUUUCACGGAGAUUCUAGGUCACAGCGGCCUCCGUAUGGAGGCCACUUCUGUAUCAACCCUGAACUGGCUGUGGAGGUUCCUAGAUGCAGAGCUUGUUAUCGAGGACCAUGAUCUUCACCACCGCAAAGGUUGGAGGAAGAGCCAUAAUUAUGGCAAGCAGACUCGGGUUUGGGACCGGCUUUUUGGAACCUGUCACCCUCGUAUCGAGGGCCAUAAAGACAACAUUGACUAUGUCAACACGGUGACUCUCCCGCUCAUUUGA